Saccostrea echinata is the source of this 3980-nucleotide messenger RNA. RefSeq lists its product as uncharacterized. The record is from RefSeq and is a predicted model, not a curated record. NCBI's taxonomy places the organism in Eukaryota, Metazoa, Mollusca, Bivalvia, Ostreida, Ostreidae. Gene Ontology annotation, molecular function: cysteine-type peptidase activity; zinc ion binding. Gene Ontology annotation, biological process: proteolysis. The transcript is spliced from 35 exons.
UGGUGCAGAACAGCAAAAAGAAAGCUUGUCCUGUUCGAAUAAAAAUUCGUCAUUUUGUGAAGUUUUCAAGCUAUUUGCUUUCAAGUAAAGAAAACACACCUUAUCAUCAAAGGAAACUGGUUAAGAAUCUUAAAGAAGACCUGAAAAAUUCACAAGUAGAGAAAAUUGAACAUCGUUUUUAUGUACAGUUUCCUGAUGUAAAAGAUCAUAGAAACCAUCUGAAAGGAGAGAAAUUGGUAGUUGAAAUGGUGGAAGAGCAACGAUCAUUGCAUAAAGGUGAAAGGUUCUACAUCAGAAUAAAAAAGGACCAGGAACCAGAUCAUGAUACUGAUGUUCCUGAUGAGAAUGUGUUUCUUGAUGAGGACUUCAUGAUAAGGAAUGAUCGACAAAACAUGGCUGUCCAUAAGUUUUUAUAUGUACAUCAAACUCCAUGGCAGAGACAGCUUUUAAAGAGGUACGGCAAUGAGAUUUGCCUACUGGAUGCUACCUAUCGUACCACCAAAUAUUCCCUGCCAUUGUACUUCCUCUGUGUUCCAACAAAUGUUAAUUACAUGACUGUUGCAACAUUUAUCCUGGAAACAGAGGACAGUUUUUCAAUCCAGGAAGCACUAUCUAUCAUCAAAGCCUGGAAUCCAGAUUGGGAGCCAGCAUAUUUCAUGUGCGAUUAUGCUGAAGAGGAAAUAAAUUCAAUUGAAUCUGUGUUUCCAGAAGCAUUCGUAUACUUGUGUGAUUUCCAUCGUGAGCAAGCAUGGGAACGUUGGCUGAAAGCUUUGCUGCGAUCCAUUGCAAAGUCAAAAACAAAUGAAGAAUUUGAAGUAGCAAAGUCCAAAUUACAGGAGAGUAAGUUUUGGGAGGACAACAUCAGACUCAGAAGAUGGUUUGAAGGCAGAUGGCUGAACAAACACAAGAGAUGGGUUCAAGCAUUUCGUCAGAAAAGGUUUUAUACAUCCGUAAAUACCAACAAUGGUGUAGAAAGACAGAAUAAGUCUUUAAAAUAUGAGUAUCUGGACACCAAAAAAGCAAAAUCCCUCUGCCACCUUCUUACUGUGCUGUGGAAUGAUUUUUUUCCUGAUACUUACCAAAGGUAUGUGAGACAAAAUUUGACAGCAGCAGAAGAGGCAAAGAUGUACAGUGCAAGUGUACCAGAUUUUUUGAGAAACAGGCCAAAAAAUGUGGUCAAACACUGUGUCAAAAGAUGGGAGGAAUCUGUCAAUAUACCAGCAGAUGAUAUUGAUCAGAUAGGAGAUGGCCAUUUUCUUGUUAAAAGUCAAACAGCUGGAAGUUCACAGGUUUAUAGCGUGAACUUCUUCUCAACAGAGUUCCCUGUACCAUCAUGUGACUGUGAAGACUGGGCAAGACAUCAUAUGGUAUGCAAGCAUCUCUGCACAAUAUUUAGACAUGUGAAUGGCUGGCAUUGGGAACAACUACCUGCAGAGUACAGGAACAAUCCCUUCCUUACUCUUGAUAAAGAUGUAGAAAUGCUGAAAAGAAAUUUGUCUCAGAAAACUGACUCAGCAGACUUUAUUUUGGAUAACACAGAGAAAAAGAUGACCCACAUUGCAACAAAGCCAUCAAACAUAAGGCGGUUGUCUCUGUCAAAGAAGAAGAAAAAAGGGGUUGGAAGACAUGGUAUCUCAGCUGAAAAAAUGAGGUAUCAUCAUUCUUCAAAGGGUGUAGAUGACCUCCUAACAGAAAGUAAUGCUGUGAAAGGAAUCUUGAAGAAAACAUUGAAUGAGUCUAACCAAAAAGAAAAAAAGAAUGUUCAAUUUCCUGGUUACAUGCAGGAAGAGAGCAAAAGGGGAAAGAUGUCUACAAUGGACAAGAAUCAAGCUUUGAAGGAGUUGAAGAAAGUUUGGAACGUGGAAAAUGGUAUCGGUUACAUCUUUGGAAAAGUGUCAAUUUUUUUUGUUACAGACCAUGAUUUAAGGUCUCUUCACGGCAUAAACUGGUUGACAGAUCAGGUUAUUGAUGCUUAUUUGUCUUUGAUUGUUCAAAAAGAAAUUGAGAAAGGAAACAAAAUUACCAUGUAUUCCUCACAGACGAUGACCCAAAUAAUGAGCGGAACCUUCUCAGUGAAAAAUUGCCGUAGGAAGUUGGAAAUCAAAGACUGGAUUGUACACACAGUGGAUCAUUCCAAACAGGAAGACAGCUACAACUGUGGAGUUUACUGCCUGAUGAUUGCAUGUGAAAAGUGUGCAAGAACAUUCCACAGGACUGACGCCUGCAUUGGAUAUGAGAAUAUGCCCAGAAAAUCUCUGAUUUGCAGGAUGUGCUUAAUUGAAAAUCCACAGCCAGAAAAGAAUUUGGAGAUUUCUGACGACAGUCUGAAAGCUGGAGAACAUAAAUGUGUGCAGAACUUUAAGAGUGAAAACGCAGUUGAAAGCUUGUGGACAAAAAAGGCAGUUGGACACCUGUGUAGUAAAAUAGGUCACUACAAACUGAGUGACAGAUCUUUUCAUUGUUUGAAAACAAUGCUUCCAGAUGAGGUCAUUGAUGCAUACAUGUAUCUGCUGUCUUCUUCUCAUGAGAAAAAGAGGGUAUAUCAUGUCAAAUGCACUAUAAUGACAGCAAUAUUUCAAGGGAAUGAAGAGUUGCACGACUAUCUUACAGAGGUGCCCAAGUUGGAUGAAUUUGAUAUUAUUUGUGGUGCACUCAAUGAAGGUUCCUGUCAUUGGACUCUCAUUUAUGUGGAACCCAAGAAUAAAUUGUUUUACAUCAACCCACUAGGAGAAUCAUACCACAGGCUUGGACGUAUUGAAGAGAAGUGGAAAGAAUUUUUAUUUGGAAGAGAAAAUUUGGGCAUAGAGGAAUCCACCACCGAGUGGUUUGUCCAUACUAAAAAACAUCCACGUCAGAGAGAUUCUACAUCCUGUGGAGUGAUAGUAUUGAAGGUAAUAGCUAUAAUACUUUAGUGUUUGCUUCAAGACGAGGAUUUGGAUAUUGAUAUCCAAAAGGGUGAAAUGAUGCGAGCGAGAAAAAACAUUGGGCAACUCCUAUUAAAAAACAGUGAUGAUUUGGAUUGCUACUGCAGGCAUUGUUUCACAAAAGCAUCAAUUACAAAGGGACCAUUGAUUCACUGUGAGCAAUGUAUUGAGCCAAAGUUUUUCCAUAGAACCUGUGUAUGUUACUUGCAUUCAACUAUAGACAGUGAUCAUAUCCAAGAGGCCAAGGAGGUAAAAGAAAAACGUUUUUACUUUAUUAUUUCAUAUUGUAAGUUACUUGGAAAUGGAAAGACCCCAAAAAGAUAUAUGCCUUGUUCAAAGGUGAGGCAUUUGGGAGAGAGUUCUACAGUUCUUACAAAGGCUUCAGAACAGAUAUCAGAAUGCAAUGCCUGGUUGCACAAGAGUGUAAAAGCUGAAACUGAACAGUCCAUGAAACUGGUUAACAUUUUGUGCGAAUGGCCAAGGAUGGAUCUUCCCAUAAACAAGGGAACAGGAAACAUACAAGGCUACAAUAUAGCAACUCUGUUUGCAAAAGACAUCAAAACAAAGCUGAAAGAAAUAUUGGAAUUAGAAGAGGGUGAUAAGAGGUGUUAUGAACCACACUGGAGACAUCUGCGAUGGAUUGACAGGAAUGACUUGACCGACCAUAGUGUGAUGAAUAACUCUGUGAAAGGAAUGGAAGAAAGAAAUAAACUUUUUCAUAAAGAGAGAUGGGCUGAAAUGAGUGCUCUUGUUUUAGAAGAAUUUGGCUUGUUUAAACCAAAAACAAUCAUUGGUCUCUUCAGUCCUCCAGGAUAUUACCUUAGUUUGAAAAACUGCAAUAAUGGAAAGCUUAUGGCAACACUGGAAGAUGAGACAGGACAGAGAUUGAAUGAAGGAGUUAGAUACUUUAAGGAUGUAUUGCUUGUAGAAGCAAGAAUCAUUAUCACUUCUGUUGUCAAGAACAUAACAUAUAGAGAAGCUGAAAAACUUUUCUAUCCAUUGAAAUAACAAAUUUAUGUUUCGAUUGAUUGAGUUUGCAAAUUUGUUAUAUUGGAA